This is a messenger RNA of Phalaenopsis equestris, 579 nucleotides long. RefSeq lists its product as uncharacterized. Bases 1 to 579 code for a protein of 192 amino acids. Lineage: Eukaryota; Viridiplantae; Streptophyta; Magnoliopsida; Asparagales; Orchidaceae. The record is from RefSeq and is a predicted model, not a curated record. The transcript has 4 exons.
AUGGCAUGGGCUGCAACAAUAGUGAUAUUAUUGUUGGAAUAUUACCGCUCCAACACUAGACCAAUACCACGCAUGACAUCCUCAUAUGUUGGGGACAAAUGGGAUGGUGAGAUGCUUGUUGGACAUCCAAUAAGAAUGAAUCAGUUAGAGGAGAUAUGGAGCGAUUUCAGCAUUCCUCACAAACAAUUAGUUGAUAUUUCUAUAAAGAACUGCAUUAGAGCAAUCGAUGGUAAGCAUGUGGAUGCCCGACUACCAAGUCAUGAAAUGAUCGCGUAUAUUGGUCGGAGUGGUAGAACUACCCAAAAUGUGAUGGCAAUGUGUGACUUCAACAUGUGCUUCAUAUUUGUAAUGGCGGGGUGGGAAGGAAGUGUACAUGACAGUUGCCUUUUUUCCUAUGCAACUAGGAGUAGAACACAGUAUUUUCCUCAUUCACCUUCAGGAAAGUAUUAUUUGGUAGAUGCUGGGUAUCCGAUGCUAAAGGGCUACAUGAAGCCCUUUCUAAAAAGCAGAUACCAUAUUCCUGAUUUUGAGCAAGCAAGUGGCAUGAUUCGUGGAAAAAAAGAAAUGUUUAACAAAUGA